UACUACUUCCUGAUUCAUUAGAAGUUUCCUUUUAACUGUUGGUAGUGUCACAUUUUCAUCGUCGUUUGAACAAAGCGGACGCUGAAUUUUUCUCAGAUAGAAAGACUUCAACCCGAAUCAAAACCUAAUAUUCGAAUUUGACAUGGCGAAUAUCAGACAGAAAAUUGAGAAUGGUGACAUUGAAGGAGUUAAAAAUAUGAUAAGAACGAAUCCAACAAUAAUUCACCAACGUUAUGGUGAAUUGGGACGAACUCCUCUAAUGUUGGUCUGUAUAAAGGGCGCCGAUAGAAGAAUACUCGAGACCUUGAUAGAUGCAGGAGGAGAGGUGGGAGCAAAAGACUGCGAGGGUUGUACAGCCUUACAUUUGGCUGUGUAUUGCUGUCGUCUUGAAGCCGUGGAGCUCUUGCUAUCUCGGGGCAGCGAGGUGAAUGGGAAGAGCAAGGAUGGCUGGACUCCUCUCCAUUUUGCUGCAAUCUCAUCUCCGGAAUGGACAGAUGGUGUGAGAGCAUUGUUGCAACACAGCUCUGUUGAGGUGAAUCCUCGAGAUGUAGAUGGUCAAACACCGCUGCACCGGGCCUGUUCGCGGGGACACUUGCACACUGUCGACAUGUUGUUGGGUCACAAUGGCAUUGAUGCCACUGUUGUGAACAACGAUGGAGACACACCACUGCAUGUGGCAGUUCGGGGGCGAAAGUAUAAAGUGGUGUGUCUGAUGCUGAACCAGGGUUCAGUUCAGUUGGAUAUUCAAAACAAAAAGAAAAUGACACCAUUGCUUGAAGCCGUUUCCCGGGGUCACCUCGGAAUGACGCACAAGCUAAUAGCACUGGGUGCAAACAUAAAUGCUGUUGAUGGUGAUGGUAACAGCUGUUUGCACCUUGCUGUGAAAAGAAAAGUGUUUAAUUCCGAGGGUGCACCCAUGGAUUCACUAAAUGAAUGCUGCACUGCCCUUAACCUGAACAUGGACGAAAGGCUCUCUGGUGUAGUGGUCGCGAGAUAUCUCGCCAGCCAGGGAGCUGACUUCCACCAUAAAAACAACAACAAUAACACACCAUUGGACCUCAUUAAGGACCCAAAUUUGAAAAAAAAUUAGAAGCAUUUUUACCACCACAAUGUCGUUACUGUCAUGAGAACAUGGCCACCGUGAGACUGCAACCAUGUGGAGAUCUUGUUCUCUGCGAGAAUUGUUCUUCUGAAAUGACAUUUAAGAGAUGCCCCGUGUGUCGAGAAUACACACUCAGUAAAAGAGAAUUUGAGUCUCCAAAGUCUGAGGACAAAUGUGUACAAACAGAGGUGGCAUCUGAGGAAAUUGGUUUUCAAAAACUGGAUGAGAGGUAUCUCCUAAAGUUGGCAUGUCAGUUAGGAGGCAAUUGGUGGAAAGUUGGCAUAUUUUUGGGGAUUAAAAGUAUCCAACUGGGAAUUAUCCGGCAUGACUUUUCUGGUAAUGUUCAAGAGCAGAGCUUCCAGAUGCUGCUCUACUGGUCAACACAUUGUGAUCCGCAGGAAGUUACGGUGGAUACAUUGAGGGCAGCUCUUGUGGAAGCUGAGUGCUUAACUGCACUCGAAAGUCUAUCAUUACUUGAAGAGUGAAUUGUUGCGUAAAUGUUGUUUAGUCACCAGAUCAACCAUGACCAAACAAUGAUCUAUGAUCAAAUGUCUCCCAGCCAUGACCAUCCUGUCUUUAUUGCUAAUGUAGAAAACUCAGAACCACAUUGUCCCACUUGUCCUACCUUAAGAUGAUGAAGUGUGAAUUUUGGUAAAUUUGGUUAUUAUUUCUAGCAGAUCUGUCAACCAAAUAGAGACCACUUUACUGGUUUGGCUCCCUUGUAACCAGAAAUUACAUUCUGAAAUAAAUAUAAACUUUGAAAUGUUCAA
Molecule: messenger RNA, 1872 nt
Organism: Octopus sinensis (East Asian common octopus)
Lineage: Eukaryota; Metazoa; Mollusca; Cephalopoda; Octopoda; Octopodidae
Product: serine/threonine-protein phosphatase 6 regulatory ankyrin repeat subunit B
Exons: 12
Coding region: 143-1090 (315 amino acids)
Cellular component (GO): cytoplasm
Molecular function (GO): protein binding
Source: RefSeq, a predicted model, not a curated record